Molecule: messenger RNA, 2559 nt
Organism: Eimeria tenella
Lineage: Eukaryota; Apicomplexa; Conoidasida; Eucoccidiorida; Eimeriidae
Product: protein arginine n-methyltransferase, putative
Exons: 3
Coding region: 1-2559 (852 amino acids)
Biological process (GO): regulation of DNA-templated transcription
Cellular component (GO): nucleus; cytosol
Source: RefSeq, a predicted model, not a curated record
AUGCCGUUUCACCUGGCUGAGACCUCCCCGCUGCCUUCGCAGCUGCUGCUUGGCCUGGAGCCCCGCGGCCUUCAAAUAUCAAGAAGGAAAAAGCUUUCGCUGAACAGGCGGCUGCAGCAGCAGCAGCAGCAGCAGCAGCAGCAGUCUUCGGGCUGCGGCGUCUGCGAAGGCUGCGUCGGCAGCAGCAGCAGCAGCAGCAGGGAGGUGGAAGACAUCCACGAGUUCAUUUCGAGGCUGAAGCAGACCAUAAAGAGUUGGCUAACGCAGCUGCAGCCGCCGACCUUUUGGGUACGGCUCCCGCUGCAGUAUUCGAGGCCAACAGCAGCAGCAGCAGCAGCAGCAGCAAAACGAGACGCGCUGGCGCUGGGCACGAAGACACCGGAAGCUGCUGUUGCUGCUGCAGUGCUGCUGGAGCUGCAACAGCAAGACCUGCUGCAGGGGUCCGUGGACGCGGCUUCCGACGGCUGCAGCGCCGCCGCCGACCUGCAGCAGCAGCAGCAGCAGCAGCAGCAGCAGCAGCAGCAGCAGCAGCAGGAGCAGCUGGACCCGUGGAAGCAGUGGUCGUUCCUGCAGCAAGUGGUUGGGGUGUCUGUACACCUCGGAGUCGCGCUGCAGCUCACAGAGGACUUGCCCUCGGAGCAGCAGCUGCAGCGGUGGCUGGCGGAGCCGCUGCGCUGCAUCUUUAUUCCCACUAGCAUUUUUCUGCAGCUGCAGCAGCAGCAGCAGCAGCAGCAGGUGACGCUGCUGCGCCAGCACCUCUUGUUCUUGCUGCGCUGCGCAGAGCUGCGCGUGAAGCUCGUUAUCGUUGAUGACAGAGACGAAGACACAGACCAAGCAGCAGCAGCAGCUGCUGCUGCUGCAGCAGCAGCAGCAGCAGCAGUGAAGCGGCCUACUGCAGUUCAGAGCGUCGAAGCAAACGAGGAAGCAGCAGCCAGUGCAGCUGCUGCUGCGCCGUGUCUGAAGCGUCCCGCAGCAAUUCAAAACGCAGCAGCAAACCCCAGCAGCAGCAGCAGCAGCGGCAGCGGGCGGCGCUGCCGGUACCGCGAGCUGCUGCCGCUUUUUUGCUGCCUGCAGCAGGCGCUGCUGCUGCUGCCGCCGCUGACGCUGCCGCUGCUGUUCUGCCGCUCUCACCAAAAUGUGCUGCAGGUCCCAAUGCAGCCUCUUUCUGACGAUUUAAACGCCUGCAGCUACGAAGUCUUCGAACGAGAUGCGAUCAAGUACAAAUUGUACUGCCGCGCCAUUUACCUGCGGCUGCGGGACCUUCUAGGGCUUGAGCAGCAGCAGCAGCAGCGGCAGCAGCAGCGGCAGCAGCAGCGUAUUAAACGCAGAAGACGCUUUACAUUAUCGGACAGCAGCAGCAGCAGCAGCAGCAGCCGCAGCUGCAGUCUCAGUCGCAGCAGUUGCAGCAGCAGCGACGACGAGCAACAGCAGCAGAAGCAGCAGCCGCCGCAAAAGCAGCAGCAGCAGCAGCAGCAGCGCUCUCGCAGGGAUCCUUACGGCAGCACAACUGCUUUAGACAAUCCCAACUGUCUGUACAUUUCGGAGGCGAAUUUUCCGUUGCUGCAGCAGCAGCAGCAGGAGCAGCAGCAGCGCCAGAGCAGCAGCAGCAGCAGGACCUUCUUCACUAAAGAGCGCACCCGCCGCCGCCGCCGCCGCCGCAGCAGCAGCAGCAGCAGCAGCUUUGGAGCGCCACCCCUGUCGUCCCCCUCGGCUCCCCCCGCAGCAGCAGUAGCAGCAGCAGCAGCAGAGCCGCUGGUGGAACUGCCGCUGCAGUACCAGAAGGCAAUGGGGCGUUACUCUUGUCUUUCUUUUGUCACUUCUCUUUCUUUUGAAUCUGAAGAAGACUAUUUGAACUACCAGCCCCCCGAGUGCAUGCGCAGCAAGCUGCGAGCAGCAGCAAAAGAGAUACGAGCAGCAGAAGCAGCAGCAGCAGCAGCAGCAGCAGGCCGCGCCCCACCCUCCCAGCUGCACCACCACCACCCGCAAGCCCACCACUCCCCACCUCACCACCCUCACCAGCACCAGCAGCAGCAGCACGGCCAGCAGCAGCAGCACGACCAGCAGCAGCAGCAGCAGCAGCAGCAGGAGUGUUGGCCUCGGAUUGCGAUAUACGUGGUGGGGGCUGGGCGGGGCCCGCUGGUGCAGGCAGCUCUGGACGCGCUGCGGCUGCUGCAGCUGCCGCCUUGCUUCUUCUUUGUUGCUGCUGUUGAGAAAAACCCUCAGGCUCUUUUUGCCCUCAGAGACAGGCAGCAGCACGACUGCUGCAGCGCCUGGAGGCACGUUGCAGUCAUUCCCGGCGACAUGCGCGCCCCCGCCACUGCAGCAGCAGCAGCAGCAGCAGCAGCAGCAGCAGCGGGGCCUGCAGCUGCGGAGGAAGCAGCAGCAGCAGCAGCAGCAGCAGUGGCAGCGGCGGCCGCGGGGCCUGUGGCGGCAGCAGCAGCAGCAACUGCAGCAACUGCAGUAGCAGCAACAGCAGCAGCAGCAGCAGCAGCAGCAAGAGCUGCUGCAACAGUCGUCUUUCAAGGAAAAAGCUUAGAGGCAUUGGCUAGCUGCAGCUAG